AGUAUUGGGGAGUCAUCAAUGGCCAUUAUGUUAAAUCAGCUGCUGCCCAUGAUUAAGCCUUCUAGCAAGAGAACCAAUGAUGACUAUAAUCCUGAAGAGUUGUUAAUCCUCCUGAUAUACGUUUAUUCUGUCACUGGAGAAUUCACAAUGGACCAAGACUUGGAUGCGGCUGAAGAAAAAGUGAAGAAAGCAUUGGCUCAAGUCUUUUGUGAGGAAUCUGAGUUGUCACCGUUGCUGCAAAAAAUCACCGGCUGUGACUCUUCAAUUAACCUGACAUUGCACAAAUCCCAAAUUGCGGUGGAUACACUCUUUGCUUCACUUCGGGAUGUGGCUGGAGCUCGGAAUCUCAUGAAGCAGUUUAAGUCUGUGUAUGUUCCUGGAAGUCCUACCCAUCAGGCCUCCUAUAAACCACUGCUGAAGCAAGUCGUGGAGGAAAUCUUUAAUCCUGAGAGACCAGAUCCUGCGGAUAUUGAGCACAUGUCUUCGGGUCUCACUGAUCUCCUUAAGACUGGAAUUAGCAUGUUCAUGAAGGUGAGCCGGCCUCAUCCCAGCGACCACCCUCUCCUGAUCCUCUUCAUGGUGGGCGGAAUCACAGUCUCUGAGGCCAAAAUGGUUAAAGACCUUGUGCCAUCUCUGAAGCCAGGAACGCAGGUCAUUGUGCUGUCCACACGACUCCUGAAGCCGUUUAACAUUCCUGAGCUGCUGUUUGCCACUGACCGACUGCAUCCAGACCUCCGUUUCUGA
Elephantulus edwardii (Cape elephant shrew) is the source of this 744-nucleotide messenger RNA. RefSeq names its product sec1 family domain-containing protein 2-like. Gene Ontology annotation, biological process: vesicle-mediated transport; intracellular protein transport. The transcript has 5 exons. Lineage: Eukaryota; Metazoa; Chordata; Mammalia; Macroscelidea; Macroscelididae. The record is from RefSeq and is a predicted model, not a curated record. The annotation marks the transcript as partial.